Gastrolobium bilobum is the source of this 393-nucleotide messenger RNA. RefSeq lists its product as uncharacterized. The record is from RefSeq and is a predicted model, not a curated record. Bases 1 to 393 code for a protein of 130 amino acids. Lineage: Eukaryota; Viridiplantae; Streptophyta; Magnoliopsida; Fabales; Fabaceae. The transcript has 2 exons.
AUGGAUGAAUAUGUGACCGUAGAAGAAGGUGUGCAAGAAGAAGUAGAAGUUCAGCAGCUUCGCCCGGGGACUAGUGGACAUACUCUAACUGUGAAAGUUGUCGAUACUAAGAUCAUAUGGCCUCAUUGUAGUCAUAUGCAAAUUGCUGAAAGUUUGGUGGGUGAUGAAACAGCAAUGAUCGUAUUCACUUCCAGAGAUGAUCAAGUGGAUCAGAUGAAAAAUGGCUCUACUCUCAUCCUGCGAAAUGCCAAAAUUAUCAUGUACAGAGGAUCAAUGAGGCUUGCUGUGGACAACUCCGGCCGUAUUAAAGUCGCAGACCCUGCUACUUUCACUGUUAAGGAAGAUAAUAACAUGUCUCUUAUUGAAUAUGGAGUGAUCAGAGUUGCAAUUUGA